This is a messenger RNA of Talpa occidentalis (Iberian mole), 2990 nucleotides long. RefSeq names its product ATPase Na+/K+ transporting subunit beta 2 (gene ATP1B2). The record is from RefSeq and is a predicted model, not a curated record. Bases 580 to 1452 code for a protein of 290 amino acids. Gene Ontology annotation, cellular component: sodium:potassium-exchanging ATPase complex. Gene Ontology annotation, molecular function: ATPase activator activity. Gene Ontology annotation, biological process: potassium ion import across plasma membrane; intracellular sodium ion homeostasis; intracellular potassium ion homeostasis. NCBI's taxonomy places the organism in Eukaryota, Metazoa, Chordata, Mammalia, Eulipotyphla, Talpidae. The transcript has 7 exons.
UCCGCCUGGGGGACCCCCAUCCCUGCCUGUCACCCAACUGCGCGUUCCCCCCGCCCCCCCCACUCCCGCGGCCGAGCCACUACUGCUGCUGCAGACUCCGCUAGUCAGAGAGUCUUGAGCGGUCAUCCGACCCCCUCCACAGCUUCUUUGCCUCUCUGAUUUCGAGGGCCCCCUCCCCCACCUCUCCCUGCCUCUCUGCACCCCUAUUUUUCUGAGCUUCGCUCCGGUUUUUCAGCCGUCUAUUUUUGCACCCCCUUUCAUUUUGCUUCUAGGUUUGGGCGGGGGUAAAGCUGUAUUGGACCCUUUUCCCCUUUUUAUCUUCCCGUGCCCUGACAACCCCCUUUUUCAUCGCAGUCGGGGGGCCUAGGAUCCGUGCAUUCGCCGCUCUGCUGACACCCCGCAGCGCGUGGCGGUGCACCCCGGAAUUUGCGGCGGCUGCAUAUCUGAGGGGGGUCUUCCUCGCCCCUGCUGCCUUUGCUCCCCGCGCAUUCCGGUGCGUGGAGGGGGGGCUUCAGCGCGCCGCACCCCAGCUUCUCCGCAGCCCCCCGCCCUGCGCGGGACUAAUCUCCCGCUGCCAAGAUGGUCAUCCAGAAAGAGAAGAAGAGCUGCGGGCAGGUGGUUGAGGAGUGGAAGGAGUUCGUGUGGAACCCGAGGACGCACCAGUUCAUGGGCCGCACCGGGACCAGCUGGGCCUUUAUCCUGCUCUUCUACCUCGUCUUCUAUGGCUUUCUCACAGCCAUGUUCACCCUCACCAUGUGGGUGAUGCUACAGACGGUCUCUGACCAUACCCCCAAGUACCAGGACCGCCUGGCCACACCUGGUUUGAUGAUUCGCCCCAAAACUGAGAACCUUGAUGUCGUUGUCAACGUCAGUGACACUGAAAGCUGGGACCAGCAUGUUCAGAAGCUCAACAAGUUCUUGGAGCCUUACAAUGACUCCAUCCAAGCCCAAAAGAAUGAUGUCUGCCGCGCUGGGCGCUAUUACGAACAGCCAGAUAAUGGAGUCCUCAACUACCCCAAGCGUGCCUGCCGGUUUAACCGCACCCAGCUGGGCGAUUGCUCUGGCAUCGGGGACCCCACCCACUAUGGUUACAGCACUGGGCAGCCCUGUGUCUUCAUCAAGAUGAACCGGGUCAUCAACUUCUAUGCAGGUGCAAACCAGAGCAUGAAUGUUACCUGUGCGGGGAAGAGAGAUGAAGAUGCUGAGAAUCUCGGCAGCUUUGUUAUGUUCCCUGCCAAUGGCAACAUUGACCUCAUGUACUUCCCCUACUACGGCAAAAAGUUCCACGUGAACUACACACAGCCCCUGGUGGCCGUGAAGUUCCUGAAUGUGACCCCCAAUGUAGAGGUGAAUGUGGAAUGUCGUAUCAACGCCGCCAAUAUUGCCACAGAUGAUGAGCGAGACAAGUUCGCCGGGCGCGUGGCCUUCAAACUCCGCAUCAAUAAAACCUGAGGUCCCUUUCUCCAGUCCCCAAGCUUUCCUAUGGAUGCUUCUGGAAUGUCCCUGACCCUGCCUGAUCCCUCCCUCACCCACCCCAAAGGUAUUUUUUAUAACAGAGCUAUGACUUGUCUCAGCCUCACGCCAUUUUCCUUUACUUCUGAACCCAGCCUAAUGUCCAUUAUGAUUCCUUGGCUACACACACUUUCCACCAUCUUGUCCCCACCCAGGAUCCAGUCCUUGGGAAAUGUGAUCCCAAGAUGGUCACAGAGGAGUUAGGAGCCUUUCUAGUUGCAGUUCUCAUUUAGUUGUGAGUGAGGUGUCCCCAGAGCCAUCCAUCUCUCCUGCCACUUGGGCCCCUGAGAACCACAGGAUAUCCCACUCAGCUGACAUCGCACUCACUCCCUCACACCCACCUCCCUUCAGACUCACCCAGCUGCCCACCAACCCUCGUUCACACACACACACACACACACACACACCCCAUUCUUCCACAUUGUUCCUGAGCUCGCCUCUUCCCUCUUCCCUGUCUUCCACACUUUCUCCCUGACUACACCUUCCUGUCCUGGUGACUUUUGGCUUAUCUGGCUCCUCUGGCAGGUCUUUCUCCACCUCUCUUCAUUCCCAUUCCCUCCUCUGAACGGCAGUGCAACCCUCUGUAAUUGAGGACAGGGUAGCUUGGUGGCCUUUCCCUAUUCCCUGGCCCUUUCUGCUUCUUCCCCUGCGGUGACUGCUUGAGCUGGGAGUGAGGGCCCCUGAGGAAGAGAAGUUCACCUUGGUUCUUUGUGAAAUUUCUUUUCCCGUUCAGGUCCCUCCUACCAUCCAAGUAAAUGCUCUUCAGAGGGGCGGGGUUGACCUAGGCUGAAUAUCCACUUUGUUUUUUUUUUCCGAUGGCUCCUUUCCCUGGGCUCGCUUUCCCAGAAUAUCCUUCAAGAUCCACUUCCCAGGGAGCCUGGGGGAGGGACAGCCCUUUUGGCUGGAUCCCCAGAGGCCACCUUGGACACAUCAGCUGGCUAUGGGACUGUUCCACCUCCUCCCCGGGGGCUGUCUCCCCACACCCGUCCCCUCUCUGACUGCUCUUAGCAAGCUAUCAACUAAUCACUAACUCCUCCCUCCUCUGCAUGCCCCUCCUGCACAUUGCAAAUACCACCCCCACCCCAAUCUAGUCUGAAUUUCUUGGCUCCUCUCCUUCACACCCCUUUGCCUUUUUAAGCAACCCCAUAGUGCCCAUGGAAUGUUAAAUGAGGGACCUCCUGUGUUCUGGAGUUACAGAGACAUUUUAACUCUUUCUAUUACAGUGUCUCUUCACUUGCCACCCCCUCUAACCUUGCGUUUCUGUUCUGAUGCUGCAGCCCCCAUGGCAGCUCACAGGGGGACCCUUCCCUUUUUCUCUUGCUGGAGCUGUCUCUUCCCUUGGGGUCCCCAGGUUUUCCUGCACUCUCCUCACCCUAGAGGUCUUUCUCUGCAGUUAUUUAAUGCCUGUGUCAGAUCUACUGUAAAAAGAGGAUAAAGUACAAUAAAAUGAGAGCAAUUAUAUAUAUAAAUAUAUAUCA